Molecule: messenger RNA, 663 nt
Organism: Seminavis robusta
Lineage: Eukaryota; Bacillariophyta; Bacillariophyceae; Naviculales; Naviculaceae
Source: the annotation of a GenBank genome assembly
AUGUCGGCGCUCUUGACGACUAGUGUUGUCUCUGUGGGCGUAUACUUGUGCACCCGACACGAAGAGCGCCACUCCAAUACGAGGUUUCGCUUUGUGACUCUGCCAGAUUUUGCCCUCCGCGGAUCUCAGUUUCGUGCGCAGUGGGGAAGUCACAUUGUGCACUGGUUGCCGCUGGUUCAGGAAGAGCAACGAGACGCAUGGGAGGAAUACUCGAAGCAGAAUCGGGCUCAUAUUGACGACGAGUUUGCCACGGACGCGCAGUUUCGAACCAAGCAAGAUGCAGAGCUUCUGGGACAUGAUGCAGAUGCCACAAGAAAGCUCCAAGAUCCAAGACAGCGCACAGGUCAUGGACGAAAUUUACGAGAGAUUCCUGCUGUGGGAUGGAGAAGAAGAGAAUCGAAUCUGCCCACUCCGCCUCCAGGGAACAUGAAGGGGACGGCACUGGAUAUCAUUCCAAGAUGUGGACGCUGGUUGAAGUUGCAGAUGAAAGUCAUCCAGCAGUGGGCAAAGUUAGGGGGGCAAGAGAUGGAACUUGGGACAUGCCUUGGCGGUGGUCGCCGGGGGCAGGAGAUGCAAAACUUAGUCUCGCGGGCAUGCAGUGCUUACCACCUGUUCAACGGUACCCUGAACCAAGAGCAAUCCCUCUCCUUCAUUCUCCUCUGA